Messenger RNA from Toxotes jaculatrix (banded archerfish), 2633 nucleotides. RefSeq names its product deoxyribonuclease-2-beta-like. The record is from RefSeq and is a predicted model, not a curated record. The transcript has 6 exons. Lineage: Eukaryota; Metazoa; Chordata; Actinopteri; Toxotidae. Bases 73 to 1134 code for a protein of 353 amino acids. Gene Ontology annotation, molecular function: deoxyribonuclease II activity. Gene Ontology annotation, biological process: apoptotic DNA fragmentation.
CCUAACAAUAGAUUUCAGAUUCCCUUUUUUCGCCUGCCACUGCGUUCACUUCAGCUGGGCAAGUCAUUCAGAAUGGCCGCACACUUCAGUUUGUGCUUCCAGACUGCUGUUGUGUUUUUGUGCUGCACGGCCUGUAGUACAUCAGAUAUUUCCUGUAGAAAUGAAGCUGGUGAGCCUGUUGAUUGGUUUAUCAUCUACAAGAUGCCCAGGUAUAAGAUUGGCGAGGUCGGCAGUGGAGUGGACUACAUGUACCUGGAUCCCUCAGUAAAGAGCUGGCAGAUGAGUAAAUUUGUGGUUAACAUCAGUCAAGGUGCCAUGGCGAACACACUGAACCAGCUAUAUAAGGGCAAGGCCUACAAGUCUAACAGCUCAAUCUAUGCACUCUACAAUGAUGCUCCACCUGUCCUGGAUUACAUCCGUGGAUAUGGGCACACUAAAGGGGUACUGCUCUUUGACCGCUCUCAAGGUUUCUGGCUGUCGCACAGCAUUCCCCAUUUCCCGUCAUUCCCUGAGCGAGGCUACCUUUACCCCUCUUCUGGCAAAGUCAAUGGCCAGACUGCUCUGUGUGUGACGUACCAGUAUGAACAGUUUCUCCGUAUAGCAAAGCAGAUGGUCUACAUUUACCCACGUUUCUAUAACUGCUCUGUACCUGCUGUGUUCUUGGCUGACCUGCCACAGUUGGCCCAGUUAUGUGAGGGCUCCAAACCACCGCUGGCCUCAGAUAAGAGAGUGGAGCAGCUUUUCUCAGUCCAAGGGGACAAGUUCAUCAGUUUUGUCAAAUCUGAACGCUUUGUGGAUGAUAUCUACACGGGUUGGGUGGCUCAGGUCCUGGAUGCUGACCUGCUGGUGGAGACCUGGCAGACACAGGGUCACGAGCUUCCCUCCAACUGCUCCCUGCCCAAACACACCAUGAACAUCAAGAGGAUUCGGCUUCCCGGAUCAGUCCUGUUCCAGUCCCACUACGACCACUCCAAGUGGUGUGUGUCGCGGGCUUAUGAGGACCAGGUGACCUGCUUGGGGGAUCUGAACAGGGAGAGGGCUCAACUGUGGCGUGGUGGGGGGCUGAUAUGCUCCUUCAACCCCUUAAUUUACAAGGCUUUCAGACAGGUGGUGGACUGGUACAUUGGCUGUUGAAUGACAGAAAGACAGGAUGACUGGGACUGUAUCAGUGUUAGACUAGGUGUUUUAAAUCUUGUUUUAAACUUUUAAAUUUGUGCAACUAAAUGUGGAGGUCCUGUUAGAACCUUCAGGUUGAGCACGUAUCAAAUUAGGCAUCAGUUUUGUUUCUGUGAUCCAACUGAUAUUAAAAUGCUGACAUAGACUUUUUAAAUACAUUGUAACUCCUGACCUCUCUAUGAUUUUGAGUAUGUUCGCAAACAUUAAAGCUUUAGACUCUACUAAAAGAAUCAAACGUAAAUACUAAAGAUGCAAAAAACAGGUGUUUCAGUAAUCACUGACUCACUGACUGUGUCUAAAUUGAAUAUGUCUAAUUUAGAGUAUAUUCAAACUUUAAAACAUCAAGGGCAAUUGUGGCCUUGAUUAGGGAUUAAGAUAAAUCUGAGUGGGGAAAGUGGGAGAGGAGCACUUGCCCUUCUCCUCUUAUCACCUCAGAUUUCUUAACCUUAAGCAAAGCCCUGAGUUCUCUCUGUGAAACUUAUGUGAAUGAAUGAAGGACAUAUUCUCUAUCAAGAUCUAACCUGCAUUUAUCAAAUGUUGUGUUAUAUGUGGGUGGAGACGAAGCCUGCCUUUGUUAUCAUCAUCAUGUUUGAACAGUUUCUACUUUUGGAGGAAGAUACAGUGCUUAUAACUGAAGUAACUGGUGUUUUGGGUAAACUGCGCCACCUUGUGGUGAGACUGAUAAACUUAUACUGUAAGUGUGGAUUACACUGGAUUAUUUCAUAGGGUACAUACUGUACCUGUACUGCUCUUUACACUGAGGCGAUUGUUGCAGCCUAAAUUCUUAUUUUCCUUUGACAAAGCAAAAAUUCUGCCACUGGAUUAAACAGAUCAUUUCAGAAUCUAUUAUUUUAGUACCAAUAAAGAUAUCAGCCAUAUUCAGUCUUGUUUAAAGACACUAAUUUCUAGAAAUUUACUGAAACAAGGGAACUGCACUAGGAAACUAGUAAAGAAAUUAGAAAUUACAUUAUAAUCCAAAUCACCCCUCAGUUUUUGAUAUUUAUAUUUUAUAUCCUGAUGUAAGAUGGAACUUCCUGUCUCAGCACAACUUUUACAAUUUACUGUUCAACUUCAACUUCAGUCUAAUGCAGACUCUCUUGUUUCACACACUUUGAAGAUUAUGUGCAUCAUUUCCCUAAUGAGACAAAAGACAUCAAAGACAGACAGCCUCAUGUAAAACCAAAGUAGGGAUAUCGAAGGAGAGACUGACCACAACUGUUCUAAUCGUCAUAUUUUUGUCUGGGUUACAAUCUUUUAACACAGUGUGUGACAAGACUUGUUUAACCAGCAGAGACACAAAGACGACAAACAUGACCUGCAGGUCAACAAACUGAACUUUUCAUUCCAACACUUGUAGUUUAGAUUUGUCCUGUUGAUUGUCAUUAGUUCCUGGAUGCUAAUAGUAAUUUCAUCCUCACUUUCAUAAUGACUGUUCUUUCUUUGAUACACACAAAGAA